This is a messenger RNA of Corticium candelabrum, 2289 nucleotides long. RefSeq names its product serine/threonine-protein kinase Nek4-like. The record is from RefSeq and is a predicted model, not a curated record. Gene Ontology annotation, biological process: protein phosphorylation. NCBI's taxonomy places the organism in Eukaryota, Metazoa, Porifera, Homoscleromorpha, Homosclerophorida, Plakinidae. Gene Ontology annotation, molecular function: protein kinase activity; ATP binding.
GCCCGGAUAAACUUCCAAUGGAUACCUACUCCGUUCUGAAAUCGAUCGGGAAAGGAAGUUACGGAGAGGUAUUCUUGAUUUUUCACAAGGCAGACAACAAAAAGUAUAUUUUGAAGACAAUAGAACUAACAGAUGCGUCAGACAAAGAGAGGACAGCAGCAGAACAAGAGGCUAAGUUGCUGUCUUGUCUCAAGCACCCUAAUAUUGUCUCAUACCGUGAAUCAUUCCAGUAUGGUGAUGGCCUAUUACAUAUAGUGAUGGCAUACUGUGAAGGCGGAGAUCUUUACACACGCCUGAAGCAGCGUCGAGGAGAACUUUUGCCUGAACGACAGAUUUUAGAAUGGUGUGUACAAAUUGCUUUGGCACUGCAGUAUUUGCAUGAUCGGAAUAUUAUGCACAGGGACCUUAAGACACAAAACAUCUUUCUGUCCAAGUUUGAUAUGGUUAAGGUUGGGGAUUUAGGUAUUGCCAGGGUUUUGGAGAGUUCUUCUGACAUGGCGACGACACUCAUUGGUACUCCAUAUUACAUGUCGCCUGAGUUGUUCACCAAUCGUCCUUAUAAUUACAAGUCAGACAUCUGGGCUCUUGGUUGUGUGGUAUACGAGAUGGCCACCACUUUGAAGCACGCGUUUGAUGCCAGAGAUAUGAAUGGAUUGGUUUACAAGAUUAUCAGAGGAAAAAUUCCUCCCAUGCCAAGAAACUACAGUUCAGAUCUUUGUGACAUGAUCAAGUCAAUGUUAAGCCAGUCUCCAGCUCGCCGGCCUAGCAUUACUCGCUUGCUAAAAACCGAAUUUAUUAAGUCACACAUUCGCUUGUUUCUCAAGGAACGCAAACACCGGAAGGCAUCAUCAAAGUCAAGAACAGCAGCAAGUGAUUCAGAUGUCUCUUCACCAAGUAGAAAGAGUUUGUCGCAAUCGUCACAACAUGUUCGACUGGACCAAGAAGAGACUUGUGUUGCGAGUGCAAAACCGAAGGCUUUGGAUGCAUCCGAUGAGCGAGUGACAUCAUCAACAGAUAGCACUUCAUCCAGUGAACAGACGUUAUCAACUAUUAAGCGACCCCUGCCGCCUACACCAGCACACGUCAGUGAGGUGAAAGAAAAGUCACCUGCAGUUACACCGAGUGCGCAGUCACCAGAGACACAGCUGAAGUCUCAAUCUCGUGAGCAGAAGUCGACUCGGGCGUCUCCUAUAAGACAGAAGAAAGGCAUUCACAAACCAGUAGUGAAACGAGAUUCUUCGGAGUCUUCUCUACCCAAAGGGACGGCUUUAUCACAGAGUGGUGCUCAGUAUAACAAGGCUGCGAGGGCAAAGCGAAGAGAAAGAUCUCAAGCCAAGCUGCAAUUGCCAACUUUACAUUCCAAAUGUUUAGACAAGCCAGAUGGCAAACCUGGUGUGGGUGAAAGAGCAUGCAUGGAGGCUUCUCCGGAUGAAAACGAAGGGCUUGAUCAGACUUUUGUGGUUCACGAUGGCAUUGAUUUGUCAGGUCCAGGAGUGAAUGCCGACAUGCAGAUGCUUUGUACAGUAAUGGACUCGUAUUCUAUGGAACCAAGUGAGGAUGUUUGCCGUGAUGGCAGUCGUCACAGUGUGUUCUUGUCGGAUAAUGAAAGUGAUGAAGAUGAAGUCGUGUGCAAUGCCGAGUUGUCACUGACAGGUUCACCGUCUGGAAGGCUAUUCUAUCGAGUUCAAAGACUGAAGAGUGAUUGCUUGCGAAGCUUAGGUGAAGACAUCUUACAGCAGUGUAUGGCUGUUCUGGUGGAGAACGAUGCAGAUUCCGAUUCAUCAGAGGAAUCACUUAUGAAACUACUCGGGCCAGAAAAGUUUAGACAGUAUGGAGUAAAGCUAAGUGAAUUACACUUCUGUCAAGAUUCCUUGAACUGUAGCAUGUCAUAGCACAUUGUCAUCUUAUAUCAUGACAUUGUAAAGCAUGCCCCACGUAGACAGCAAUACUUUGUUAAUUUGUAAUUGCAGAUUUUUGUAAAGUGCUCUACUUACAUCGGUGACUUUGACGGACGUGAAUAGCCAAGCUAACUACAGAUGUAUAAAUUAUGUACUGUAUACAUGUAUAGUACAGUACAGUUAUGUUUAUACUAGAUGACAGAUAUGAAUAUCAAUCAUUGAUACAGUACAGUAUACAACGGACAAAUUUCUUGCUUAUUGUUGGCAAAUCUGGUACACUUAUUUCACGCACAAAAAGGAAAUUAAUAAAAUAAUAUCUUUCAAUUGUGUUACUAAUUGUAUGUGCUGGAUUCAUGUGACCACAUACUUUGACACCAUUGACAAAAGAAAA